AUGGUUGACGAAAAAAGAGCCAGAGUGGUUUUGAACAUCACAUUUGUUCGGCCAGAAAAAUUCUACAUCAGUGGGUUUUCCAACAUUCCUCACACUCAGUAUUUUUAUGUUUUCUUGUGUUUUGUCUAUGUAAUGACUGUUAUUGGAAAUGUCUUUCUCCUCUCAGUUAUCUGCUUGGUGAGGACUCUUCAUUCUCCCAAAUACAUGAUUGUGUUCAACUUGGCUUUGAUAGAUCUGUGUGGAAGCACAGCUCUUAUCCCAAAACUCUUGGACACAUUUUUGUUCGACAGGAGAUCUAUUUUGUACGAGGCUUGUUUAAGCAACAUGUUUUUUGUUAUGUUCUUUGGCAGUUUACAGUCAUGGACUCUUACCUGUAUGGCCUAUGACAGAUUUGUGGCAAUCUGCUUCCCAUUGAGGUACCAUAGCAUCGUGUCUAAGAGAUCUGUUGCUGUGAUUCUGCUGUGUAUGUGGUUGGCUUUGAUAGCACUGUGGUCAUCUACAGUUGGGCUUCUCAAUCGUCUGUCUUUCUGUGGUUCACUAGAGGUGCAAAGUUUUUAUUGUGACCAUGGACCAAUAUUUCAGCUUGCUUGCAAUGACAACUCUAUAAAUGACAUAAUGGCAUACGUUGCCUUCCUUUUAGUGCUCUGCAUUCCUCUAAUACUUAUAGGUAUCACUUAUGCCUGCAUCGCCAUUGCUCUAAGCAGGAUUGUGUCAACAGCAGAGCGACUCAAAGCACUAAAAACAUGUUCAUCACACAUUAUUCUUGCAGCAACUUUUUUUAUACCUUUGCUGUUCACCAACAUCAGUGCAGUAGUUUCUAGCCUAAAUCCCAACACCAGGAUAAUAAACUCCUGUUUGGCACACACCAUCCCAGCUCUGUUAAAUCCUAUUGUUUACUCCUUUAAGACAGAAGAUGUCCUCAAUGCUAUAAAGAAACUGUUUAGAAGAAACCAACUUGGGAUUCAAAAUAGCAAAAGAAAAGUUUUAAGGAGUUAA
Messenger RNA from Oryzias latipes (Japanese medaka), 996 nucleotides. Its product is annotated as olfactory receptor 8G17-like. Gene Ontology annotation, cellular component: plasma membrane. Gene Ontology annotation, biological process: G protein-coupled receptor signaling pathway. Lineage: Eukaryota; Metazoa; Chordata; Actinopteri; Beloniformes; Adrianichthyidae. The record is from RefSeq and is a predicted model, not a curated record. Gene Ontology annotation, molecular function: olfactory receptor activity; G protein-coupled receptor activity.